AUGUUGAAAAGGCGCAAGGUGACCAUUGCAUGCAUCCAGGAGACACGAUGGCGAGGGCAAAAAUCGUGUGAUAUUGGAAACGGGUACAAGCUCAGUUACUAUGGCACAUCCAAUAGCAAGGGAGUGGCCAUUGCCGUCAAUAUCGAGAUGCGCAACCACAUCGCGGAAGUACAGCGCCACUCGGACAGGCUCAUCUCUGCCGUCAUAGAUUGUGAGACCCGCCGUCUACAUGUAUUUUCGGCAUAUGCUCCACAAUGUGGCUGCAAAGACGAGGAGAAGGAGCAGUACUGGACAGACAAGACAAGAUCGCAACAGUUCCUGAGGCGAUUUUUCCCGUUGGGCGGCGACUUAACUGGACACGUUGGCAUCGGAAGACAUGAAAUGGGUUACGCUGCGCCAAGGGAACUACGGUACACCAAUUGUUUUCUGGCUCAGCCAACCCCUGAGCCAAGCCCCAAGUUGUCGAGCGAUUAUCCGAAGGAAAAGGUGCAGUCAAGCCCUAUUCAUCAAAAUGAACUGAAGGCCUACGCAGAAUGA
Molecule: messenger RNA, 537 nt
Organism: Ostertagia ostertagi
Lineage: Eukaryota; Metazoa; Nematoda; Chromadorea; Rhabditida; Trichostrongylidae
Source: the annotation of a GenBank genome assembly